AGUAAUAAAUAAAUAUGUACGUGUAGUUAUUCACGGAGUUGCAAUAGUAUAUUUUAUUUUAAGAUUAUAUUAUAGAAGAAUAACUUUUACUAUGUAUACCAUAGCAAUUAUUGUGUUUAUUGCGGUAUUAAAUCCAGUUAACAUUUAUAGUGAACAAACUACUGAAAAUUUCGACUAUACUGUGAUACUUGAUAAAUAUUCCGAUUAUAGUUUAGACGCAGAUAUUGAAACUUAUCGAAGUUACGCAGAAAAACUAAUUCAAGGUGCAGGAGGUCUGAUUAGUUCAAUAAAAAGUUCAUCAAAUUCAAGUUCAUCCGGGGGGAUAACAGGAUUUUUAAAAAAAUCAAUACAAACAAUAUUAACACCUGUGCGAAAAAUAGCCGCAGUUGCAGGAAAAGGAUUUGGUACAUUUCUUAAUAAUAAUAAAGAUCGACUACGAGCAAUAUUUCCAGGUACACGAUGGUGUGGUGAUGGGAAUAAAGCACGCAGUGAAAAUGACAGUGGCUUAUUUAGAACAACUGAUGUUUGCUGUAAACAACACGAUCAAUGCCCGUUCAAUAUACAGAGUGGACAGAGCUUUGGUCCUUUAAUGAACAAUGGCGCGUUUACAAGAUCAUGGUGUACAUGCGAUCAAGAGUUCUACGAUUGCUUAAAAAAUGCUAACAAUCCCAUUGCUAGAGAAAUUGGUCAUACAUAUUUUACAUUUCUAGGACCUCAAUGUAUCAAUUAUGGAUAUCCAAUUGUAUCUUGUCUCGAGCGUGGAGGUUUAGACGCAGAUAUUGAAACUUAUCGAAGUUACGCAGAAAAACUAAUUCAAGGUGCAGGAGGUCUGAUUAGUUCAAUAAAAAGUUCAUCAAAUUCAAGUUCAUCCGGGGGGAUAACAGGAUUUUUAAAAAAAUCAAUACAAACAAUAUUAACACCUGUGCGUAAAAUAGCCGCAGUUGCAGGAAAAGGAUUUGGUACAUUUCUUAAUAAUAAUAAAGAUCGACUACGAGCAAUAUUUCCAGGUACACGAUGGUGUGGUGAUGGGAAUAAAGCACGCAGUGAAAAUGACAGUGGCUUAUUUAGAACAACUGAUGUUUGCUGUAAACAACACGAUCAAUGCCCGUUCAAUAUACAGAGUGGACAGAGCUUUGGUCCUUUAAUGAACAAUGGCGCGUUUACAAGAUCAUGGUGUACAUGCGAUCAAGAGUUCUACGAUUGCUUAAAAAAUGCUAACAAUCCCAUUGCUAGAGAAAUUGGUCAUACAUAUUUUACAUUUCUAGGACCUCAAUGUAUCAAUUAUGGAUAUCCAAUUGUAUCUUGUCUCGAGCGUGGAGGGAAACGGAUAUUGCAAAGAAAGUGCAUAAAAUAUGAAUUUGACUCAUCAAAAAAUUUAACACUUCAAUGGUUCGAUAAUCCCGAUUUUUAAUCAUAAACUUUACUCAGAUGUUGAUACUUUUUUCGUAGAAAUAUUUUAUCAUUAAUCUUUAUUAGAGUGAUUAAAUAUAUUUAUCCAUACACAACAAAUUGAUAAUAAAUGAUAUAUUCUGCGAAA
This is a messenger RNA of Microplitis mediator, 1537 nucleotides long. RefSeq lists its product as uncharacterized. The record is from RefSeq and is a predicted model, not a curated record. Bases 92 to 1411 code for a protein of 439 amino acids. The transcript is spliced from 7 exons. NCBI's taxonomy places the organism in Eukaryota, Metazoa, Arthropoda, Insecta, Hymenoptera, Braconidae. Gene Ontology annotation, biological process: arachidonate secretion; phospholipid metabolic process.